Grosmannia clavigera kw1407 is the source of this 477-nucleotide messenger RNA. Its product is annotated as peptidase. The coding region runs from base 1 to 477 and encodes 158 amino acids. The transcript has a single exon. Lineage: Eukaryota; Fungi; Ascomycota; Sordariomycetes; Ophiostomatales; Ophiostomataceae. The record is from RefSeq and is a predicted model, not a curated record.
AUGCGUCACGUGAUCGAAGCCAUCAUGGGCCCCGGCGCCGCAGCCAUCGUCACCCGGCCGACCGUCAACGUCGGACCCAUCCGCAGCGGCCCCGAGGUCAACGUGAUCUCCGACGCGUGCAUCUUUGUGCUCGACAUGCGCCUAUCCGCCGGCCUCGUCCGCGACUGGGUCCUCGCCCUCAUCUACGCCCUCAUCCUGCAAUACGACGACGCCUGGGUCAAGCUCGUCGUUCAAGAGGCCUCCAGCAACUCGGCCAGCUACUCCACCCUUGACUAUCCCAUGGCUGCCCUACUGCCAGAUAAUUCCAAGCUGGUCGCCCCUGGCGCCGACAAGCCGCUGGCUGUCCCGUCAAUGAGGACCGUCGACUAUAAACACCAUCGAUACACAGACAUCUCUGCAUAUGUAUAUGGCUGCAGCCCCCAUACAAGUAAGGACGACUGUAGCGUCAUUGAACAAAGGAGAUCGCAAGAAGGCUGA